AUGGAUGGAAUCGGCAAGACAACUCUCGCCCAAAAGGUAUAUGGGGAUUCUUCCGUCCACCGCCAUUUUGAUUGCUUUGCCUGGGCUUCGGUGGGGAAGGACUUCCGCACCAGAAGAAUUCUUCUGCAACAUGUCUGCCGAGCCAGGGAUGACAUGGCCUCAUUUCCAGACUUGGACUUGGCUCAGAAGCUUUACGAGUUCCUGCAGUCCAAGAGAUUCUUGAUUGCUUUGGAUGAUGUAUGGUCUGCCGAUGCUUGGGAGUGCCCCCCGCGUUGCAUUUUCGUCUCGAGAACCAACCGCCAGCAGAGUGCUGCUCACCGCUCACCACUCGGAACGACGGAGUUGCGGAGAAGAUUUCUUCUUCAUCAGCCGAGAACUUUCUCGCCCUCAGCUUUCUUCUUCACGGUGGUUCCUUCCCCCUCACUCUCUAACUCUCAGCCGCCGUUUUUCUUUUUUUAG
Messenger RNA from Coffea arabica (coffee), 459 nucleotides. The record is from RefSeq and is a predicted model, not a curated record. Lineage: Eukaryota; Viridiplantae; Streptophyta; Magnoliopsida; Gentianales; Rubiaceae.